Molecule: messenger RNA, 399 nt
Organism: Symbiodinium pilosum
Lineage: Eukaryota; Dinophyceae; Suessiales; Symbiodiniaceae
Source: the annotation of a GenBank genome assembly
AUGGACGAGAAGUCAGGCAUUCGCGAGGCAAUCGCCUUCGACUCUUGCCGAGACCUGCGCAAGGAGGAGAAUAGCCUGGGCUGGAGCGUUACCACCGCGGCAGCCACGGAUUGUGCGCCAGGUCAGAUGAGCACUUUCAUCAUGUGCUCCCAGCUGGCCUUGCUCCGGGGAGAUCUCGAGGCGGCCCUCCUCUACUCCGACAUCGCGAACUACAUGCUUCCCUUUGCCGCGUCAUGCAUGGAUGUGGUCCAGUGGACCAUACGUCCAGAGGAUGUCAGUGAGAACCACCGUGUGCUGGUGUUGGCAGCUGCAGAGCGCGAGGAGAACGGCAUGUCUGGACCUCUACGGCCAGAAGAGAUACACUCGCUCCUGUGGCGUUUCGCUGCCGUCGAGUCUUAG